Molecule: messenger RNA, 1824 nt
Organism: Teleopsis dalmanni
Lineage: Eukaryota; Metazoa; Arthropoda; Insecta; Diptera; Diopsidae
Gene: CaBP1
Product: protein disulfide-isomerase A6 homolog
Exons: 3
Coding region: 344-1630 (428 amino acids)
Biological process (GO): response to endoplasmic reticulum stress
Cellular component (GO): endoplasmic reticulum lumen
Molecular function (GO): protein-disulfide reductase activity; protein disulfide isomerase activity
Source: RefSeq, a predicted model, not a curated record
CAUUCUACGCCACCACGUCAACCAAUCAAAAAUGAACAAAUGUCAGUGGCAAAGCAACUCUGGGAGAAAAAGCAUAAAUCGGCAAGAGCGUUUGACAGUCGGCACAGAAGUAGACAACAAUAAGCAGUGUUUCUUGGCGUGCAGUUUUAGUUUUAAGUAAAAUAAUUAAAAUUUUUGUAAGCGAGGUUAAAUUAAGUACAGAAAAUUGAACUCGUCUUCCUGUGAUUAUCUGUCAAAAUUAACUGCAAGUAUUAGAAAAUAAAUUAUCACCAAAAGAGUUGAAAGAAUUUACUCGCCGGUAUUUAUAGAAAAAUUUUAAAAGUAAAUACAAAUAAAGGCGAAAAUGUUUAAGUUCCUUAUCUUUUUGGGACUGCUGUGCGGUACGACGUGGGCGUUUUAUUCACCUUCUGAUAAUGUUGUGGAACUAACGCCAGCGAAUUUCCAACGCCUUGUGGUUAAUGACGAUGCCAUUUGGAUAGUUGAAUUCUUUGCACCUUGGUGUGGACAUUGUCAACAGUUGGUGCCGGAGUACAAAAAAUUAGCCUCGGCAUUGAAGGGCAUAGUUAAGGUAGGUUCUGUUAACGCUGAUGAGCACAAUUCGCUUGGAGGCGAAUAUGGUGUGCGUGGGUAUCCAAGUAUUAAAAUUUUCGGUGCUAAUAAACGUUCGCCCACGGAUUUCAAUGGCCAACGAACAGCAAAAGCAAUGGCUGAAGCGGCUUUAGCUGAAGUCAAGAAGAAAGUGAACUCUGCGCUAGGCGGUGGUAGUAGCGGUGGAAGCUCAUCUAGUGGUGAUGAUGAUGUCAUUGAGCUUACAGAAGAUAAUUUCGAUAAGUUAGUUUUGCAAUCGGACGAUGUGUGGUUAGUUGAGUUCUUUGCACCAUGGUGUGGACACUGUAAAAACUUGGCACCUGAAUGGGCUAAAGCUGCUAAAGAAUUGAAGGGCAAAGUUAAGUUGGGCGCUUUAGAUGCAACUGUCCAUCAGAGUAAAGCAGCUGAAUAUGGAGUUCGAGGUUAUCCCACAAUCAAAUUCUUCCCUGGAGGCAAGAAGAGUAAGAGUGAUGCCCAAGACUAUGAGGGCGGACGUUCUGCCAAUGACAUUGUUGCAUUUGCAUUGGAUAAGCAUAUGGCACCACCACCAGAAAUUGUAGAAAUUGUAAAUGAGGCAUCCUUCAAUACUGCAUGUGAAGAUAAAUCUCUUUGUGUGAUAUCUGUCUUGCCCAACAUACUCGACUGCAAUGCAAAAUGUCGUAAUGAACAUUUGGAUAUGUUACGCGAGAUGGGUGACAAAUUUAAACAAAAACUAUGGGGUUGGGGUUGGACCGAAGGAUAUGCACAACAGGAAUUGGAGGAGGCGCUUGAAAUCGGAGGCUUUGGUUAUCCUGCUAUGGCUGUUGUUAGUUUCAAAAAGAUGAAAUUCUCAGUAUUGAAAGGUUCAUUUUCAAAGGAAGGAGUUAAUGAAUUCCUACGGGAUAUUUCUUUUGGUCGCGGACGUACUGCACCUGUGCGUGGCGCUAAAUUGCCAGCCAUUGUUGAUGUUCAACCUUGGGAUGGUAAAGAUGGUCAAAUGCCUGAAAUUGAAGAAAUUGACUUAUCCGAUGUCGAUUUAGAUGACAUUAAGGAUGAGCUGUAAAUUGUUUGUUUGUAGCUUAAGAAUUUGAUUAUUAUUAUUUUUUAUUUUUGUUUUUUCCUUAAAAUAGUAUAAAAAUUAAGACUGUAAUGGAUUGCUCGUUCACUUGCAUGUGAACUGCAACUUUUUUUAUAUAAACAUUUUAAACCAGAAAGUAACAAACUUAACAGAACAAGUAAAUAAUAUAUUUUGUUUAA